Molossus molossus (Pallas's mastiff bat) is the source of this 1560-nucleotide messenger RNA. It is a transcript of the gene RBPJL, whose product is annotated as recombination signal binding protein for immunoglobulin kappa J region like. Gene Ontology annotation, cellular component: nucleus. Gene Ontology annotation, molecular function: RNA polymerase II cis-regulatory region sequence-specific DNA binding; DNA-binding transcription activator activity, RNA polymerase II-specific. Bases 1 to 1560 code for a protein of 519 amino acids. NCBI's taxonomy places the organism in Eukaryota, Metazoa, Chordata, Mammalia, Chiroptera, Molossidae. The transcript is spliced from 12 exons. Gene Ontology annotation, biological process: regulation of transcription by RNA polymerase II. The record is from RefSeq and is a predicted model, not a curated record.
AUGGACCCCGUGGGGGCAGCAGACCCUUCAGCGCCCCCAGGCCUCUUGACUCACCUGAACCUUCUGGACAACUCGGAGGCGCGGCCGCAGAGCGGAGCAGACGGGCGGAGCCUCCCGGGCAGUUGGAGCAGGUCAUCCCCAGAGCGCACCACUGUCCUGAGGGAAGGCGUGCGCCGGUGCUUACAGCAGCAGUGCGAACAGACGGUGCGGAUCCUGCACGCCAAGGUGGCCCAGAAAUCGUACGGAAAUGAGAAGCGGUUCUUCUGCCCCCCGCCCUGUGUCUACCUCGCAGGUCCCGGCUGGAGGGUGAAGCCAGGGCACGGCCAAGCCCACUUGGCAGGGGAGACGGGGCCCACUGUCUGCGGUUACAUGGGACUGGACGGCGCGUCCGGCAGCGCCGCCGAGACGCAGAAGUUGAAUUUCGAGGAGCAGCCCGACUCCAGGGAAUUCGGUUGCGCCAAGACCCUGUACAUCUCAGACGCAGAUAAGAGGAAGCACUUCCGGCUGGUGCUGCGGCUGGUGCUCCGAGGAGGUCGGGAGCUGGGCACCUUCCACAGCCGCCUCAUCAAGGUCAUCUCGAAGCCCUCGCAGAAGAAGCAGUCACUGAAAAACACCGACCUGUGCAUAUCCUCGGGCUCCAAGGUCUCCCUCUUCAACCGCCUGCGUUCCCAGACGGUCUCCACGCGCUACCUCUCCGUGGAGGAUGGGGCCUUCGUGGCCAGUGCACGCCAGUGGGCUGCCUUCACGCUCCACCUGGCUGAUGACCACUCUUCCCAGGGGGACUUCCCGCCUCGAGAGGGCUACGUCCGCUAUGGCUCCCUGGUGCAGCUCGUCUGCACCGUCACGGGCAUCACUCUGCCUCCGAUGAUCAUCCGUAAAGUAGCCAAACAGUGUGCGCUCCUCGAUGUGGACGAGCCCAUCUCCCAACUGCACAAGUGUGCAUUCCAGUUUCCCGGUGGGCCUCCUGGAGGCGGUGGUACCUACUUAUGUCUUGCCACAGAGAAGGUGGUGCAGUUCCAGGCCUCCGCCUGCCCCAAGGAGGCGAAUAGGGCGCUGCUCAACGACAGCUCUUGCUGGACCAUUAUUGGCACGGAGUCGGUGGAAUUCUCCUUCAGCACCAGCCUGGCGUGUACCCGGGAGCCAGUCACUCCGGUGCCCCUCAUCAGCACCCUCGAGCUGAGUGGCGGGGGUGACGUGGCCACGCUGGAGCUCCACGGGGAGAACUUCCACUCUGGGCUCAAGGUGUGGUUUGGGGAUGUGGAGGCCGAAACCAUGUACAGGAGCCCGCGGUCCCUGGUGUGCGUGGUGCCCGAUGUAGCCGUGUUUGGCAGCGACUGGCGCUGGCUGCGCACACCAAUCACGGUGGCAGUGAGCCUGGUGCGCACCGACGGCCUCUUCUACCCCAGCGCCUUCUCCUUCACCUACACGCCCGAGUACAGCGCGCGGCCCGGGCCUCCCGGCGCCCCCCAGCCCGCCGCCGCCGCCGACGCCGACGCGCUCCUGGAGAACAUACACCGCGAGUUCACGCGCACCAACUUCCACCUCUUCGUCCAGACUUAG